Messenger RNA from Penaeus monodon (black tiger shrimp), 1297 nucleotides. RefSeq lists its product as uncharacterized. Bases 327 to 1127 code for a protein of 266 amino acids. The transcript has 8 exons. NCBI's taxonomy places the organism in Eukaryota, Metazoa, Arthropoda, Malacostraca, Decapoda, Penaeidae. The record is from RefSeq and is a predicted model, not a curated record.
UUAUGUCAAGUAUCAGGAUCCUGAUGUUACUUUUGGAUAUUAAGUUUUAUAUCAUGUAUAGCAUUGAUAUUCUGUCAGAAAUUGAACACAUUAAUAAUUGCUUCUGUAGUAAUAUAAUGAACAUCAUUUUCAAACAGAAUCCCUAAGAGCAGAACUUUUGAAGUGUCACUGUGUACUGCUUGAUGCUUUAGCAUCAUCACCAUGUGUUCAGGAUGCUCAAGAAGCCAUGUAUUUAUGUGCUGAAGAAAAUAUAAUGCUAAAGGAGGUUUCAAAAUUCAUCCUGAAGAGAAUAGUGGUUAGAGAUUUGCUGGAGGCAUUGCCAAGCCAUGCUGUUCAAAGCCAACAACAGGAAAUAUUUUGUAGCCAGUCUUGAAAAAGAUGAGAAUGAGAGUACACAGCCAACUAUAAGUGUAGUGACCAUAAGCAAGCUGUGGAAGCAAGCCUUACAGACAAUGGGCAAUGUAUUGUCAGACUGGACAGAUGGCACAAGUGCACUAGACCUAGAUCAUGUAAAGGCACUGGGAGAGAUCAUCGGCACAGCAGGCUGUGUCAUUACCAACAUCCCAAACACCCAGGUUACACUGCAAUUUUUCCCUAACUCCUGGGUAACUGUGGCUGCAGAUUCACUAGCUACUAUCAUGGCAGAGACGGAUAAUGUAAACUUUGUCAUGUGUUUGAUGGAAACCAUUGCAUCCAUGACAUGGACUGGGAGUGUUGCUGAGUCAUCAAACACAAAGCCUCAGAAUAACCACACGUGGAUGUCCCUUGCAACACUCCCUUGGAUGGCCUCAGAAGUCAGCUUGUUAGAUUUGAAGCCUCCAAAUGCAAAACAGUAUACAUCUUGGGCAUCCAGACUGAAAUGGGGAAAUGAUAUGCAUUUCCCAUUUUGUAGAAUUGUUAAAAAUUCCAGAGUGAAAGCUAUCAGUAUUUCAAUUAUUGCUAUGAUGCCAGAGGACCUUGCCCCCAAAUGGCGAUGCCACAUCAUGCGAGCAGCAAUCAAUGAAAGAGAUUCAUUUGUGAUGCAUGAAGUUGCAAAAUGGUUCCCAGUGAUGGUGCAUCAGUUAGGGGGUGCUGGAGGCCAACAGUUAGUGGGUGAAGUUGUAGGUGCUGUUUUACAUUUCCACUGAUAACAAGACUGUACAAGCUGGAGCUGCUUCAUUGAGUCACUUGUUGUGUGCUCUUCUUAAUCACACAACAGUGAAAUGUCCAAAGUCAGAGGAGGAUACGUAUGGCCCGGACAUCCUUGUCUGCAGAGUAUGCAAGAAUGCAAAUUCAACUAACAUCCUAGACCCACAGC